AUGAGCUCAUUCCUCAUGGGUUAUCCGCAUGCCCCGCACCAUGUCCAAAGUCCCAUGUCCAUGGGCAAUGGCCUGGAGCCCAAGUUCCCGCCGGUUGCCGAUGACUACCAUCACUAUAACGGCCACUACUCGAUGACCGCCUCCACGGGUCACAUGAGCGGUGCCGUCGGCAGCGGAGCGGUGUCAGGUGGUGGAUCGGUGGGAUCCUGUGGGACCAGCGGGAUGUCAGGACAUCCGCACGCCAUGCAUCCGGCGGACAUGGUCAGCGACUACAUGGCGCAUCAUCACAAUCCGCACACCCACUCGCACUCGCACAACCACACACUGCCGCACCACCACAGCAAUAGUGCGUUGUCCGGACACCACCAGCCUUCAGCUGGUGGAUAUAGCUCCAAUUACGCCGCCGCCACUCCGCCCUCGCAUCCACAUCCACAUGCCCAUCCUCACCAGAGCCUCGGCUACUACGUUCACCACGCCCCCGAGUUCAUAUCCGCCGGAGCGGUGCAUUCCGACCCUUCAAACGGAUACGGCCCGGCGGUAAAUGUUCCCAAUAACAGCAGCGGAAGCGGUGGAGCAGGAAGCGGAGGAGUUAUCGGAGGUGGAGCGGUGGUGGGUUCUGCUAAUGGAUAUUAUGGAGGAUACGGCGGCGGCUAUGGAGCGGCGAAUGGUAGCGUGGGCAGCACCCACUCCCAAGGACACUCACCACAUUCCCAGAUGAUGGACCUGCCGCUGCAGUGCUCCUCCACGGAACCACCGACGAACACGGCCCUGGGACUACAAGAGUUAGGCUUAAAGCUCGAGAAACGCAUAGAAGAAGCUGUACCUGCCGGCCAACAACUGCAAGAGCUGGGCAUGCGAUUACGCUGUGAUGAUAUGGGAUCCGAAAACGACGACAUGUCGGAGGAGGAUCGACUCAUGCUGGAUCGAUCCCCGGACGAGCUGGGCUCCAAUGACAACGAUGAUGAUCUCGUGGACUCAGACAGUGACGACGAUCUGAUGGCGGAGACGACCGACGGCGAGCGGAUUAUAUAUCCCUGGAUGAAGAAGAUCCAUGUGGCUGGUGUGGCAAACGGGUCGUAUCAGCCGGGAAUGGAACCGAAACGCCAACGCACCGCCUACACACGCCACCAGAUCCUGGAACUGGAGAAGGAGUUCCACUACAACCGCUACCUGACGCGGCGGCGGCGCAUCGAGAUUGCCCAUACGCUGGUGCUGUCGGAGCGGCAGAUCAAGAUCUGGUUCCAGAACCGGCGCAUGAAGUGGAAGAAGGAUAACAAGCUGCCCAACACCAAGAACGUGCGCAAGAAGACGGUGGACGCCAAUGGCAAUCCAACACCGGUAGCCAAGAAGGCCACCAAGCGGGCGGCAUCCAAAAAGCAAACGCAGCAGCAACAGCAGCAACAGCAGCAGCAGUCGCAACAAACGCAGCAGCAGCAGCAAACGCAACAGCAGCAGACUCCGGUGAUGAAUGAGUGCAUCCGUUCGGACAGUUUGGAGAGCAUUGGUGAUGUUAGUUCUUCGCUGGGAAAUCCCCCAUAUAUUCCGGCUGCACCGGAUUCGGCCAACAACUAUGCGGGAUCUCAGCAGCAGCAGCAGCAUCUCGGCAAUAGCAACAAUAAUGGCAGCGGCAAUAAUAACAAUAAUAAUAACAACAACAAUAGCAACCUCAAUAACAAUAACAAUCAAAUGGGCCACACCAACCUGCAUGGCCACCAUCAACAGCAGCAACAGCAGCAAUCCGAUCUCAUGACCAAUCUUCAGCUUCACAUCAAACAGGAUUACGAUCUGACGGCCCUGUAGAAUCAGCGGGGAAAUCUGCAAGAUGUCUUCAGCACUGUACAUUAGCUAUCCCUAACAAUCUUUGUAUAAUUUUAUUUCUCAUUUCGGAUCUAUGGCCUUGAGCGCGGGUGACAAGGUUAAGGACAAAUCGGAAUAUACAGUGAACGUAGUUAGUUAGUCAAGUUAAGGAUCGACCACUAGGUAAACGUACCCUCAUCGUAUAGUUAUAGAUAUAAAUAUAGAUUAGAUAUAGUUAUAGAUAUAGUGUUGUAUUCCCAAAUUCCCACAAAUGUUGUAUAUGAGUUGUACUUAAGCACGCUAAGAUUCAGGUAUAAGAGUUUGUAUAAAGACUAGAAAGAUUCGUCAUAGCUGGUAAGUGGCUUACACU
This is a messenger RNA of Drosophila serrata, 2167 nucleotides long. It is a transcript of the gene Dfd, whose product is annotated as homeotic protein deformed. Gene Ontology annotation, molecular function: RNA polymerase II cis-regulatory region sequence-specific DNA binding; DNA-binding transcription factor activity, RNA polymerase II-specific. The record is from RefSeq and is a predicted model, not a curated record. NCBI's taxonomy places the organism in Eukaryota, Metazoa, Arthropoda, Insecta, Diptera, Drosophilidae. Gene Ontology annotation, biological process: positive regulation of transcription by RNA polymerase II; anterior/posterior pattern specification. Gene Ontology annotation, cellular component: nucleoplasm; nucleus.